Molecule: messenger RNA, 276 nt
Organism: Protopolystoma xenopodis
Lineage: Eukaryota; Metazoa; Platyhelminthes; Monogenea; Polystomatidea; Polystomatidae
Source: the annotation of a GenBank genome assembly
AUGAGGUUGGUGUUGUCUUGCAACUUGGACAUGUUGCUAAGGCGACUUCGCAUUAUUUCCGCCUCUAAUCGUUUCACUCUCAUUGGCUCGAGUCCCGACAAUUUUCCGCGGGAAGCUUUUCUCUCCCUCCAGUCCCAGGCCGACUCGCUGUGCCCAUUUUCCCAUCUUCCCCAGAAUGCAGAGGGUGGGUGCACAUCGAAAGUUCGGCAUGACAACAUGACCCAAUUGGACCAGCGAGAUCAAGCCAACACUUUCUACAAAAUAUGCCAUCACUGA